GUGAUCCUCUGCUUCUCACAGCCAGUCGGCUCAAGAUGAAGUGAUCGGAGGUGGACUGGAACGCGGACGGGGGACGGAGACCUCAUCUGAUCAUGGGCUUCAUGAAGAUACUGCUGGGAUUGUUGGGAGCGAUCCUAGUCAUCACUUUAAUAACUGUCACCGCAGUUUACAUCAAGUCUGACGUGACGAAGCGGCCGUACACGCUGGACGACUAUUUCAACGACACCAUUCGCUGGAAAUCCUACAACCUGUACUGGAUCUCAGAUAAGGAAUACUUGCACAAAGCCAAAGACGGAAACAUCUUCCUUCACGAUGUGGAAACCAACCAAGAGUCCGUCUACCUGAGCAACUCGUCCUUUGCCAAGGUGGAUGCCACGGAUUACUGGCUGUCAGGCGACCACAGCUACGUUGCGUUUGAGAGCAACUUCACAAAGAAGUGGAGACAUUCCUUCACGGCGUCGUACUCCAUCUUCCACCGAGAGAGCGAAACAUUUCUCACUCAGGAUCUUCCCUCUGAGGUGCAGUACUUCUUCUGGGCGCCCACUGGGAACAAAUAUGCUUACGUCUCAGAUUACAACGUCUUUUAUAAAUCUGACGUCAACGCCAAAGCAGUGCAGCUGACACACAAUGGGAAGAAGAACGAGAUCCUCAAUGGGAUCCCAGACUGGGUUUACGAGGAGGAGGUGUUUGCCUCCAACGGGGCUCUGUGGUGGUCUACCACCGGCCUGUUUCUGGCCUACGCCGAGUUCAACGACACCGAGGUCGGAAAAGUGGAGUUUUCUUGGUUUGGAGCGGCCCAAUACCCCGAAAUAGUUUCUCUUCCAUUCCCAAAGGCCGGAUCGAGCCUCACCAAGGUCAAGCUGUAUGUGGUGGACACCACGGAUCCGUCUCGUCGGGCUCAAGUGUCUCCACCUGCUGCCGUGGCUUCAGACGAUCACCUCCUGUGCUCGGUGACCUGGGCGACCGACCAGCGGUUGGCGGUGCAGUGGCUCACCAGGAAACAGGACUACGUGGUGGUGCAGAUCUACGACUACGAUGGAGGCCGCUGGAGAGAGAGUCAGAAAUAUGAACAGAAAAGCACCACGGGCUGGGUCGGAUACUACGUGCCUCUGCCCAUCUUCUUUGCUGAGGAUAAACUCAGUUUCUACAAGGUGAUGAGCGACACAAGCGGCUACAAGCACAUCCAUUACUUCAAAGAUGGCAAAGUGACCCCCAUGACCUCAGGGAAGUGGGAAGUGAUUUACAUUUCCAAGUGUACCAAAGAGGCUAUAUAUUAUGUGAGCAAUGAAUACAAAGGAACACCAGUGAAGAGCAACAUGUACAAGCUGAUGCUUGGAAGCAGCGCGUCCACACCUCGCUGCCUCACCUGUGACUUUUCAGAGGACAGAUGUCAGUACAACUCAGCUUACUUCAGCCUUCACGCCUCCUACUACCGACUGGACUGUUACGGACCCGGACUGCCCCUCUACACGCUCAUGGACAACCGAGGCGCAGGUGCAAAGCUGGCUGUCCUUGAAGACAACAAGGAGAUGGAGAACAUCCUUUCUGAAUUCCAAAUGCCGACCAUGAAGUAUGGCACGUUGAAGGUCGCAGGCUUUGAUCUUUGGUACCAGAUGAUGUUGCCACCCAAUUUCAAGAAAUCCAAGAAGUACCCACUUCUGAUUGAUGUCUACGGCGGCCCCGGCAGUCGGAUGGUGAACUAUCGCUUCAAGCUCAACUGGGGGACCUACCUGUCCAGCUCACAUGGGAUCAUCAUCGCGAGCUUCGACGGGCGAGGCAGUGCUUACCAAGGCGACCAAAUCAUGCAUUCCAUCUAUCAUCGGCUGGGGACGUUUGAGGUGGAGGAUCAGCUCGCAGCAGUGAGGAAGUUUAUUGACAUGGGCUUCAUAGACAAGGACAGAAUCGCUAUGUGGGGCUGGUCUUAUGGCGGAUACGUCACUUCAAUGGCUCUGGGGGCUGGAAGUGGACUCUUGAAGUGCGGGAUAGCUGUCGCACCGGUGGCCAAGUGGGAAUAUUAUGAUGCAGUUUACACUGAACGCUACAUGGGAAAGCCUACUGAGAACUCUGACGCCUACACCAAUUCAACUGUGACAGCCAGAGCCAAGAACUUUAAGAGCGUGGACUACCUGCUGGUCCACGGCACAGCAGAUGACAACGUCCAUUUCCAGCAGGCAGCGCAGAUCUCCAAAGCUCUGGUGGCGGAGCAAGUGGAGUUCGAGGCCAUGUGGUACACAGACAAGGACCACUCCCUCAGUGGAUCGGCCACUCAUCACGUGUACACCCUGAUGAGCCACUUCCUGCAGAGAUGCCUCCUCCAUCCCCAACAGAUGUGAAGACCAACAUCAGCAGCACACUUUUUGUUUUUUUAUAUACAAUCAUUUUUGUGAGUUCUUUUUAUAUUUUUGUGCCGUUCAAACCCCUGUCUGAGUUUACAGUAACACGAGUGCUGCAACAAUGAAGGUCAUCAAGGUGAAGUCAUGAAUGCAUCAUGUUUGUGAGGCGCACAAGCUGCUUAUUCCCCGGUUAGUGAUGUUAGCACCUAACCCUUAUUCACCAAUGACCCCAGUCCAGUCCCCUCGGGUUGUUGGGGGGCAGACACCUAGGACAGGGAACAAAUAAACAGCAAACAAGAUCAAAGUAGAUCUCUAUUUUUGCAGCUUGAGAGGAAACCAGAGUGCACACAGGGAUCAUAAACUGAAUUCAAGCAGGUAACAAAGACUCACCAAUGUUGUUUGUGUGUCAAUGAUCAGAUUUUUGUCAGUGUUUGAAGAAUGAAGAAGCUCUGAUUUACGUGACUCCUUCUCUAGGAGCUGCCCCCGCAGAGUAGUUACGUCAGCAGUCUGUAGUUUUAGUGUGAGUUAUAGCCUUAAUGAUGAAGUUGUUAAUAACCUCACACCUCCUUCACAGCCUCUGCUUAUUGCUGUUGUUUACGCGUCUUGUAGAACAACAGUGUGGGCAGACCUGUUGUACAUGAUCGUAAACCCUGUGAAUGACUUGUGUUAUCAGGGUGGUUAUUAACUGUCCAUGUUUUAGUUCUUAUUUUCACCACAAAGCAACGCGAACAAGAAAAGUGAGCUUUCAUAUGUGUUUACAUAUC
This is a messenger RNA of Synchiropus splendidus (mandarinfish), 3097 nucleotides long. It is a transcript of the gene fap, whose product is annotated as fibroblast activation protein, alpha. Gene Ontology annotation, biological process: proteolysis. The coding region runs from base 93 to 2333 and encodes 746 amino acids. The transcript has 26 exons. Gene Ontology annotation, molecular function: dipeptidyl-peptidase activity; serine-type endopeptidase activity. NCBI's taxonomy places the organism in Eukaryota, Metazoa, Chordata, Actinopteri, Syngnathiformes, Callionymidae. The record is from RefSeq and is a predicted model, not a curated record.